AUGCAGAUAAAUAUAGUUCAAAGGGUUGGGAUGAUAUCGGCUGGGUUGUUUGGUUGGGCUAUGGGAACACUAGCUGAUUAUUCAAAACAUCUGGCAUUAGAUGAUAGAAUUGAGGAUAGAUCGGUGGGACCAGUAAACUAUAACUUUAUGCAACGUUAUAUUGGCGCUGUUGACUUCGAUGAUAUCUCUACGCGAAAGAGUAUUAGAAGACUGAUUCAGAGUUUAUUACUUCGGUGUCCCACCAGUCAGAAAGAGAAGAGUAAAAAGGAGGCUUAUAUAGCAAGUCAUUGUAUAACCAGAAACAUUGUUGAUCCCACAAUGUACGAUGUUGACAUCCAGACAUACAUAGUACUGUUCAAUUGGAAUGCUUGCACUGAGAGGAACCUUACUGAAAAGACCCUGCUACUAACCCAAGUAGUAUCAUCAAUUGUAGUGCCUACUUUUCAGGUCUAUGAGAUCGCGCUUAAUCGAGGAACCAAAGAUUAUAGCUUGCUUCUCGCUUGUCUACGAGUAAUUAAGGCCGAUAGUAUUGUUCUCAACGAUGAUACUCCCAAGCUCGGGUGGUUAGCCAAUAUGGCAGUUGAUUGUUGCUUGAUUAACUUUCACCUGGCUCUUACCUCAAUUAAACCACCACGUAUACCUAGUGUUGGGCUCACCAUAACACUUUAUUUUCGGACCUUUCUAGCUAUUGAAAUAGCUCAUUUGAUAUGCACGUUCAAAGGGGCAUUUUCUAUCACACUAAACCUGGUUUAUUUCUACAACGACGCAAUAGAGCAUAAACUAAGGCCAAAAGUUGUCCAAACCACUCUUUUUGACUCAACCCCUGUGGAAAGUAAGCUAACCGUACUGGGAAUUUUAUGGGAUGGAGGUCCGCAAGCCGAUCUGUUUCUUGCCUAUCUAAUGAGCCGCAUUAACGGUCUCAUCUGUUUGUGUGUGGAUGCUAGGAGUUUCACCCAAUUGAGCAAAAUUGACGAGCCGGCAUCUUCUAGUCAGCCAGACCUGUGCAGUCCAUUAGAACAGAACGAACAAGUCCCCCAUUCUACUAAGCUAUCCGCCUCAGAGUCAAUCAAACAGGACAUAAAUACAUUGCUGGAGAACAUCACAUACUUCCAAGUUACUAUUGGGGCCACUCCCUCCCGCUCUGUGUAUAUGACUUACAGUACCCUCCAUCUAUCCAUCCAAUGCUUCAAUUUAAUCUAUGCCAAGUCCCCAACGACCCUUCUGAUUUUGGAUGGACUUACGUCUGUAGAAGGUUCGCCGAGAAAGAUUAGCGCGUUGUUACAGAUGAACAGGUGUGACUUUACAUGUAUAUAUCUUUUCCGAACCACCGACCAGUUUAUAGAUUCAUUCAUCAAGUCCAUCUCUAUAGCAACAACGCUCAGAAUCUGCAUCGGCGAUCCCACUAUUAACAGCGAUCCCUACAGCAUUCUUACCACUUUAAAAUACAACAACAACCCCAAUAUCACUAUUGUUUCUUCUAUUAUACGACAUUUAUUACAACUACCCCGCCCAACCAUCAACUCAAUGAUUGCCCUGCUCUGUGAUUUUCAUGAGCAUUCCAUCCCUAGUACCAUAUACCCGCCCUACACAAUUACCUACAACUUAUUAGAAUUCGCCAACCUCUCCAUUUGGGCCAAUAGGAACUUCCCCGCCCCACAGCUCAUUAAUACAUUCCUACCUCUAGCACCUCCUCUCUCCCACAUCCAUCUCAACUCCCUGUUCUGCUUCAAAGAAAUUAGCCACUACACGGCCGGCGCACCAAAUAAUACAGCGGCCUAUCUGAAUCACAUGCUUGACUACAUCCUAUCCAUUACACCCACCAACCUACCCAUUGCAAAUUACCACGGUCUCACUAGCAUCAAAAUAUCUCUUUACUAUCUUUUCCCCGAGACACUACCCACUCUAGUCCUAUCUAUCGUUCGCUUCAUCACCAUCAUCUACCCAAGCAUUAUCAAAAUUGUUAUCGACCGAAUAGUUGUAAACAGCACAACCGUCCGCACUCUCAUUGAAGGCUUAGACCAAUACCUAGACGAGAUGAAAGCCCGCUUCAUCACCAUCCCAGAAAUCACACUCAUCCUCCACAACCUAAGUGGCAGCCAAAAGCUCUGCUACCAAACUAUAUCUGGACCUAGGCCACCCAGCUACCCCGCAACCAAUUUUAUAUUGAUUGCCAACUAA
Molecule: messenger RNA, 2178 nt
Organism: Nematocida homosporus
Lineage: Eukaryota; Fungi; Microsporidia
Exons: 1
Coding region: 1-2178 (725 amino acids)
Source: RefSeq, a predicted model, not a curated record